AUGACAUCGGCAACAAGUGUGACGGUAACAGCUUCAGGUAAUGAUCAGGUACUAACUGAACCUGUUCAAGGACAGAAGGUGAAUGAGUUUCAAGAUGGUAGAGUAACUCACAAGUACUCGUGGAAGGCUUCAAUAUAUGAUUGGUGGAAACAAGGUUUUGGAUCAUACACUGAUGAACAAGUUGAAAGCAAUUUGUUAUCAAUAUUACCAUUUUUCCCUCUUCUGGAUGGGAAAAGAGAAGCUAAGGUUAUCAACACCGAUAUCGGGAAUGGUAAUUAUAUUCACGAAUUUUACAUUGAGAACAAGGAAAAGCCAUCUCAAUCUGAUAAAUUGGCCAUUUCUGCAAGUACUAAAGAUGUGGUUUUAGUCCAUGGGUAUGCAGCAUCAUUAGGUUUAUUCAUUGAUAAUUUUGAUGAACUUUCAAAGGUACCCGGAAUACAAAUUCAUGCUAUUGAUCUCUUGGGGUUCGGAUUUUCCUCAAGGCCAAAGUUUCCCAAUUUAGCACUGGCUUCGGCUGAAGAUAUACAGAAAGUGGAAGAUUGGUUUGUUGACUCAUUGGAAGAAUGGAGAAAGCGUCGUGGUUUGGAUAAGUUCAUUCUUAUGGGACAUUCAUUUGGUGGGUAUUUGAGUUGUGCCUACGCAUUGAAGUACCAAAAGGAACAAAUAGAAAAAUUGGUACUUAUAAGUCCUGUGGGUGUUGAACGUAGUAAAUACUCAUAUCUCAACAAAGUUGAUCAAAGUGACGUAGUGUCUCCGAGUGAGAAGAUGAGACAAGAAGCCGAGGAACCAAACGUUCAUUAUGAAAAUGAAGUUGAUUCCAUAGAUAAUUCGGUGAAGUCAUCACUGAGAUCUAAUACCCCAAAAGUCUCGGAAGAAGAAGUACCUGAGGCACCUAAAUCAUUUAGAAGAAAGCUUGUGGAGCAGCUUUGGAUUAACAAUGUUUCACCUUUCACAAUCUUGCGUAACCUGGGACCUGCGAAGUCUAAAUUGAUUUCUGCUUGGACAUCUCAUAGAUUUGCCCAUUUCUAUGACAGAGACCCUCAACAAUUCCAAAGUGUUCACGAUUAUAUAUAUCGGAUCUUUAAUGCUAAUGGGAGCGGAGAAUAUGCUCUUACCCGUGUUUUAGAACCUGGAACAGUUCUUGCUAGAAUGCCACUUCUUGAUAGGUGUCCUGAAGAAUUUGCCAAGUUGAAGUUACCAACUUUGUGGUUAUACGGAGAUAAAGAUUGGAUGAACGAGCAGGCUGGUUAUGAAAUGACAAAGGAAAUCAACACUUAUUCUAUGAAGAAUUCAGGGAAGAAGCUUGCCUCUUUUGCCAUUAUUCCUAAUGCUGGUCAUCAUUUGUAUUUGGAUAAUCCUUCAGCAUUUGCUAACACCAUAUUUAAAUUCACUGGCUUCAAAGUUCCAACUUAA
Messenger RNA from Lizanozyma spartinae, 1413 nucleotides. RefSeq lists its product as uncharacterized. Gene Ontology annotation, molecular function: A2-type glycerophospholipase activity. The transcript has a single exon. Lineage: Eukaryota; Fungi; Ascomycota; Pichiomycetes; Serinales; Debaryomycetaceae. Gene Ontology annotation, biological process: cardiolipin acyl-chain remodeling. Gene Ontology annotation, cellular component: mitochondrial inner membrane. Bases 1 to 1413 code for a protein of 470 amino acids. The record is from RefSeq and is a predicted model, not a curated record.